Zymoseptoria tritici IPO323 is the source of this 339-nucleotide messenger RNA. RefSeq lists its product as uncharacterized. The record is from RefSeq and is a predicted model, not a curated record. The transcript has a single exon. The annotation marks the transcript as partial. NCBI's taxonomy places the organism in Eukaryota, Fungi, Ascomycota, Dothideomycetes, Mycosphaerellales, Mycosphaerellaceae.
CCCCUCAUGAAGUCCCCGUUCUUCGCCAUCGCUCUCAAGUCGACCUGGGCCGAAGGAAAAACCAACGAGGUCAAGCUACUCGACGACGAUCCCGAGGUAAUGAACCACUACAUCCACUGGCUUUACACCUCGACUCUCCCGCGCACUCUAUUCACGGUCCUGGCCAAGCUGUAUGUGCUCGGUGAAAAGUUCAUGCAUCCGGAGUUCAAGAAUGCCGUCGUGCUGGCUAUCCUGCGCGAGACAGAGGAGGAUGUGUAUCCAGUUGGCGAAGCGGUGAACACAAUCUACGAGGGCACGCUCAAGGGCUCGCUGGGCAGGCAGCUGCUGGUUGACUUAUUC